This is a messenger RNA of Monascus purpureus, 642 nucleotides long. NCBI's taxonomy places the organism in Eukaryota, Fungi, Ascomycota, Eurotiomycetes, Eurotiales, Aspergillaceae. The record is from the annotation of a GenBank genome assembly.
AUGGCUUCCAAGUUCCUCAGAGAAUACAAACUUGUCGUCGUAGGCGGUGGUGGUGUCGGAAAGUCUUGUUUGACCAUCCAAUUGAUUCAGAGUCACUUUGUCGAUGAAUAUGAUCCCACAAUCGAAGACUCCUACCGCAAGCAAUGCGUCAUCGACGACGAAGUCGCCCUGUUGGACGUCCUCGAUACUGCCGGCCAGGAGGAGUACUCGGCCAUGCGGGAGCAGUACAUGCGCACCGGUGAAGGCUUUCUGCUCGUCUACUCCAUCAACAACCGCCAGUCCUUCGAAGAAAUCAAGACCUUCCAACAACAGAUCCUACGCGUGAAGGAUAAGGAUUACUUCCCCAUAAUCGUUGUCGGUAACAAGUGCGAUUUGGAAAGUGAGAGGAAGGUUACUCAACAAGAGGGUGAGGAUCUUGCACAAGAGUUCGGCUGCAAGUUCAUCGAGACCUCGGCCAAAUCUCGCAUCAACGUCGAAAAUGCCUUCUAUGACCUCGUCCGCGAAAUCCGACGAUACAACAAGGAAAUGUCAACCUAUUCUACCGGCCCUGGCCCGCUCGGCACGCGUGCACCAGAAGGCAAAAUGGACGUCACGGAGCCUGACGAAAGCCCUGGUUGCUGCGCGAAAUGUGUUGUGAUGUAA